GUGUAGAGGCUGCUCGCAGCCAGAAGGAGGCGGUGUCGCUCCUCCUCCUCCUCCUCCUCCUCCUCUCCAGCGGUCGGCGGCUCAGCUUGGCCAGAGCUUCCAGUCUGCUGGGUGAGAUCAUAACCAGACACCGGGCUCCGGGACCUGACAUUCACCGAUUGGAAAAGCAAAGAGCGAGAGAGAGACGGAGGCGCACACUCAGGAGAGCGAGAGAAAGCCUUGAUCCAGUGCAGCAGGCGCGCAAACCCCCGCGGUCUCCAGCCUCGGCUCUAACCCGGUCCUCCGCUGCACGGACGCGGCUCAAAGCGCGCUCUGUUGUCGCAGGAAAUCUUUUUCACCCCCCUCGCUGGAUUUCUGGCUUGUAGUCGGAUGCGGGCUGCUUGUUUUGACUGCAGUAACAGAGCGGCUCCCCCUCCUUUCCCUUCUUCUUCUUCGUCUUCGUCUUCUCCUCAUCCUCCUCCCCUCCUUCCAGCCGAGUAGCGGAUUUGCGAGGGAUCUCAGCGCCGACUCGCCAGCGAUCCCGCAAGGCACCGGGAGGGACACGCUCUCUGCACCGCUGCGUCUCUUCUCCGGCUUGCAAGGAGCCCCCGAUCGGUCCUGCUUUCUGACACAGCCUGGACACCACCACCAAGUUUCCGCUUGGAUUUUUUUUUUAUCUCUCUCUCUCUCUAUUUUUUUUGUUCGUUUGCCUACAUUGACUCUCUCAUCGGAUCGCCUGCAAGUCCUAUUUCCCCCCCCUCGCUCUUCUCUUUCCAAAGCGUUGUUGACGCCAUUUUCCCCGGGGUUUUCUGUCAGAGAAAAAAAAAAUCAUCCACAUUUAUUCCCCGGCAGCCCCUGACAGCUCCCCGGGAGGCUGUCAACCCGUCCGUCGCCGCGUAAAAAUGUGUCUCGGCUAAAUGGAUUGUAAAUGAUCCUGAUGAAAUAUUCACAUGUUAGAACCGACUGUGUGACAACAUUAGACAUGGAUCGUCCCUGGCUUCGCAGCGUUCCUGUGGGACAACAAGCACAACCCCAGUAGCUGACUGACAACACCAAGCAGCCCACCGGACCACUGUGCUGAAUCUUCCCAUUGGCCGGCUGCCAGAGCAUCCCCCCCCCCCCCCCCCCCCACCCUGACUGGCUCUGGCGGGAGCGUGGAUGGAGCCGAGGGAUCUGGUUGGCUCAGCCCGACCCAAAGAGGCGGACCUUCGGGGCAGCAGGGCGGGGCUGAACGAGGAACAUCAACUGGCAGCCGGAGGCCCCAGGCUGGUGCACGGCGAUGAUGUGAUUAACGGCGCUGCCAGUGAGGGGGAGGGGCUAGAGGAACAAGGGGAGGGGCUUAUGGAGGAGCAGGAGUUCUCUAUCAAGGAAGCGAGUUUCCAAGAGGGAAGUCUCAAGUUGAAGAUACAGACCACCAAGCGCACCAAGAAGCCGCCCAAGAACCUCGAGAACUAUAUUUGUCCGCCAGAGAUCAGAAUGACCAUCAGGCCUCCGGCUGGAGAGGGCAAAGGGGGUCGACAGGGGCGUACGGGAGGCGGGGCAGGAGCAGGGCGGGGCCCCAAGGACGAGGAACGAGGUCCCCCGAGAAAAAGGACUUACGAGCGCCAGUUCAGGAUGCCUGAGCAGAGAGACGGAGGUCUUCUACAGCUACUGGGAGAUCCCGCUCCGCCCAAACACCAGCCCCGCGGCUCACUCCUCUCCAACACGCAGCAGACGCAGCAGCACCAAAUCGGUCCAGGCUGGAUCACAUCCGCGGCGCCUUUUUCUUCCCCGGGCCAUCCGGCCGACAUCGAGCCGGCCGGAGACCUGGGAGGAGGGAGCAGAGGUUCAUCGCUUGACCCGACACAACCUUACUCCCGAACGGCAACUCCAAGCCCGUCUCCCCAGAGAUCCAUGACUCCGGACCUGCAGCUACCCGUGGUCACGGACGCCAGCAUUCUCAACCUCACCUCAUUGAGCAGGGGAAAGGGUUUGCAAGAGGUCAGCGAGCAGCUCUUUGGGAACAUCAAGAGGAAGUACGGAAGGAAAGACUCUCAGAGGAUGUUCGCAAACCCCCACAGCGCCGACGCACCUUGGGGAAGGCAGUCGGAAAGAGAUCCGGAGAGCCUGGCCAACUCUGAAGAGAGGCAGAGGUACAGGCAAGAGGGGACGGCUGAGCAGUUUCAGGACGAGAGGGAGGAACGGAGGAAAGAAGAACGAGAGCAAGCGAACGCAGGAAGGAGAGGCGACGAAGAAGAGAGAGGCAUGGCCAUGCAGGUGGAGGACGGGAAAGGAAGAAAGAGGCGGAGGAGGCCGUCGUUCGAUGAGUCGUUUUCCAUGGAGGAGCGUUCCCAGCAGCAGGUUCUGGAUGCUGCAGAGAAGCCCCAGGCCGGACCACCAGAACCUAAAAUAGCACAUAAGAUAGAGGCUCACAAAAACGAUUCCCGUCUUUCAAGCCAGACUGAUGGCAGUGCAGAAAGGAUAGAAAAGGCAGAUAAAGCUGAUAGGAGGGAUAAGGGAGAGAGGGCAGAGAGAGGAGAGGCCGCUACAUGUAGGCCUGACCAGGAAUCUGAGCUGAGCUCCAACAGGGUGAAGAAGAACCCUGUGGGUCGCCCCAAGAGCAUCACGGAUACGCUGAAACUCAGAGAGGCAACAUACAAUCAGAUCAACAAACCCAGUCUCGGCAUGAACCCCAGGUUCCCCAGCCCCAGCUCUCGAGUUUGCAUGAGUCCGACUUCCAGCCCUAAAUCCAGGAUUAACAUCAGCCCGAGUCCAAGUCCUAGACCCCGGAUGGACCUGAGUCCGAGCCCCAGCACUGGCAGCAACCCUGGUGCCGGUUCCAGGCCAACCAAGGCCACCGAAAGAUGGUCCUACCUGAAAGCUAAAAGUCAUACGAGUCUCACUUCCCCUCAGAGAGACAGCAUGGGCAGCCCCUCCGCCCUAACCGACCCGCCCUCCGCCUUCCCCAUCACUCCCUCCAGCCCGCUCUACACCAACACCGACAGCCUGACUGUGCACGCUCCCAUCAAGAGGAAGCGUGGACGUCCCAAGAAGCAGCCCCUCCUGACCGUCGAGACCAUUCACGAGGGCACCUCCACCUCACCUCUGAGCCCGCUGGCGAAGGAAUCAAACCUGGGGCUCAACCGCCGGAGGAAGAUGCACACACUGAACCCUCUGGUGCACGCGGCCUCAGCUUCCAGUGACGGCUCCAACAACACGAAAGUGAAGCGCGGGAGAGGUCACCCCAGGGCGGCGAAUAAGACCAAGCUGGGAAAGAUGCAGAGCAUCCUGAACGAGAUCCUCUCCGGAUCCAGUCAGAACGGCUCCCUGGCUUUGAAGUCAGCCUCUGCUCCGGUUACCUCAGCCAUGAGUGCCAUGGCGACGACCAUCGAGGCUCGAUUGGGUAAGCAGAUAAACGUGAGCAAGAGAGGGACCAUCUACAUCGGUAAGAAGCGAGGGCGGAAACCCAGAGCAGAAACACAAGGCUCCGUCUCCCUGAAAACCGGCAGGGACAAGCCACAGAUGUCUCUUUCCACGUCCGGUUUUUAUGACAGCCCUGCAGUGCCUUCCACCAACUCAUCUCCGAGCUCCAGUGCUCCAUCCCUGAGAGCCGGCAGCGCAGACGCCACCAUGCCCAGUUUGCAGCCCAUCUCAGCCCUGCUCACCAAACCAUCGGGGAGAGGAUUUCUCUCAGGGGGCUGGAAACUUUCUCCUCCUCGCCUUCUGGCUAACUCACCCUCCCACCUGUCAGAGGGGGCGUCAGUGAAGGAGGUGACCCUUUCUCCCAUCAGCGAGUCCCACAGCGAGGAGACGAUUCCUAGUGACAGUGGAAUCGGCACAGACAACAACAGCACCUCGGAUCAGACCGAAAAGGGUCCUGCCUCUCGCCGCAGGUACUCAUUUGAUCUCUGCGGGUUUGAAUCCCCGGAGGCUGCCGCCCUGGACACUUCCAACAGGGGCAGCAGACCACGCUGCGAGCGAAAAGUUACGGCCGUGGACAGCUAUCUGUCGCAGCAGGAGAAGAAGCAAAAGCAUCACCGCCGGAAGAGGAAGUGCCUGCAGACCCGGGACCAUCUUCACUUUCUCUCUGAACUGGAAGAGGUCGUGCUAAAGUUCCAGCAGCUGCGAGUAUCCCACAGGCUGUACACCUGCUACCCCCAGCAUCCGUACCCGUCUAUUUUCCGACUCAACUUCCACCAUUACUAUCCGCUCAGCUACGACUCCUACGCCUGCGACUCCAGCUCGUACCUGCGCAGGAGUGCCGACCUGAAGGCUAAAAGGAGACGCGGCCGCCCAGCCAAAGCCAGCGAACCCAUCGCAUCCAAGCUGCCGUUCGUCCCGGGAUAUGGCUAUUCGCUGGGCGGGGGUAAUUACUAUGCAGCGCCGUACGCAAUGCCUUACGCGCCUCCUCUGAAUCUGGGCUACUUCCCCCCAACGCCGCCGUUUUACCUGCCCCACCACUCGCUUGGACCCGCUCCUCCAUCUCCGUUCAUGAGGCCCGCUCUCCCCCCGCCCAAAGCUUUCCACACGAGUGGGCACCCCAAGCUGCAGAUGGGGGCAAAGAUCCGCAGUGCUAGUGGCCCACUGCAGGGCCCCACGGUAAGAGCGGAGGCCCUGGGCUCCCUGGGCAGCGGCGGCGCGGCUGGCCUCGCCGGGGUCCGCCUUCAUAAGAGGAAGCACAAACACAAGCACAAGCACAAGGACGAACCUCUCCUGUCCCCACGGGACCGGCAGGAGCUGGGUGGACUUUUCAGCGGAGCCAAGACCAACAUGCGGCUAGGCAUGCUCAGCGAGAGGAGGGACUUGGCCGGUCAGGGUUCCUCGAAGCAUCUGGAGAAGCAGAGGGGCAACGCGAGAGGCUCGAACCUGGGAUCAGGCAUGGGGAUUUUCGAGUCGGACCAGCUGUCCGCGCGGGGUCUCGCCGACAGCCAGUUUCACUCGUGUCAGACUUCACAGCCUGUGAAGGGCUUCAUGAGCGGCUACAGCAGCCAAUCGCAGCGGUCGGAGUCGGCGUCUGACCUUUUUCAGGGGUUACGGGAGGAAGAGUGUGCCGGGAGGAACAGAAGGACUAGGCUCACUGUCUUCGGAGAUCAGGGCUUGAUGCCUUUCCAAACGGCCAGGCAGGAGCCGGAGCAGAUGAACGAGUGCUCCAGUCCAGCCCUCAGUGGUGUCCCCGCUAAGAGGAGGUACAAACGCCGUGAGGUGGAACAGAUCCAGAAGGACGUCAGGAGAAUGCACUCUUUGAACUUUGAUCAUGUGCAGAAGAUCCUCCGCGCCAAGCGUCUGCAGCGACAAGCCAAAACGGGAAAUAAUGUCAUCAAGAGGCGGCCCGGGCGGCCCCGAAAGCAGCCCUUAGCGGAGUCGCAGCCGGCCAGCGUGAGGGAGGAGCUUUGGGCCGAUGCUCGGGGUCUGGAUGUACUGGCCGGCAGGAAGAGUGACGGGAGGACUUUGGGGAUGCCUGUCCUGGAGAGGUGUGAUAACCUGCCAGGCAGGCACAGCCUCAGGCCGAGCCUGACUCUCGAGCCUCGGGAGCUCCCCGGCCACGACUCCAUCUUGGCGACUAUCGAGACGGUGGUGCAUCAGGCGCGGUCCGUGCCCCCUCCAGCGAAUAAAGAGAGCAAGCGUAGAGGUAGGGGCCACAGCAGGGACGAACUGUGGGCCCCUGGCAGUCAGUAAGACUGCACGGGGGGUGGGGGACGGGUGGGGGGGAAAGACUGCCACCCCUGAACUGAAGGUAGAGCAGCGAUCAGAAUCAGAGCUGCUUCACCCCUAACAGAUGCAGUGCCCUUCAUUUGGGAACUCUUCGAUGCACUUUGACUUGUUUUUUUUUGCUCUUGGGUUGGUUGUGAGGAGCACAGUGGGGCGGAGCAGUAACGGUGCAGCAGGAGGAGACAACAGCCUCCCUCAGUCUGCAGGAACCCCCCACCAGACACGGGCCUUUCAGUGAUCCACCGGACCUCUACUCACAUCGGCACUCUACGGUACUCUUUGAUACUGAAUCUGAUGCUAUAAAAGUGUGCGGUACUUAUGAUAGAGUAGGAUUUCAUGUGAUUCUUUAUGUAUCUGAUACAGUGACGUGUAUGGUACUUUGCGAUACAGUAUCUGAAUGUGGCUUUAGCCAUAUAUUUACCAGCAAAUGGGAAGGGGGGGGAGGGGGUGUGGUUCAUAUAAAACUGUGCAGCUCUGCUUAUUUUUUUGCCUUGUUUUAGAAGCUUGUGAAAGAUAUGCAGGAUAAUACAUCAGUAAUUAACCCUCCCUACCCUGUCUGGGAUUGUUUCCUCCAUCAUAAGGUAUUUUCUAAGGUUUCUCACCCCUUUUAGGAAAAACAACUCACACUUCCUGGCAGCUCAUCUUCCCCGUUUAACCCCCGAUUUUCCCCAGAUUUGCUCCUACUGAUGUUUUCACUCUGCAGUUCUUGAGCUUCCUUGUUUCAGUCUGUUCGUCAUGUAUUUCUCACCUCCCGCUCAGGCCUCUCCUGGGCAGGGAAUCGAGGCAAUACGGUGGAUAAGACUUGUCCCCCGACUGUACAUAGAACUGAAAGUCCACUGUUGCCUGCCUUGUACAAUGGGGGGGGAAAAAACCAGCUCAUAGAUGUGUACUGGCUUCCAGUAUAUUAAAUAGAAUUGUAGAUAAUGAAAGUGUGUAUUGUUUUAUAACCAAAAACAGACAUGGGUGUGACUCAAGACAAGUAUGUUUUCAGACAGAAGAAUACCAUGUAUAUUCAUUCAUACGUUCAUUAUUGUGUUUGUAUCCCAGGGAGGGGGCAGGGGAGGGAGUGUUGGAAAAAAAAACAAAAAAGAGGAAUGUCGGGCGUUUUUUUUUUUUUUUUUUGGUGAGCUUUUUAGAGUUUGUUAAAUGCACUAUGAAGAACCGUUCACUAGCAUCAAUCAAAAUGCAGCACUUACAUGCUUGUUCUAGCCUUAUGUGUUCCUUGCAUCCACUGGUUUGGGCGUCCAUUCCAGAGAGCAUGCGUUAUUUUUUUAAUCAAUUCGUAUAUGCAGGCCGCGCAGCCAAAAAGCAUUUAAACAAAGUAAAUGAAGCCUGAGUUUAAGUCGCGAUGGGACAGUUCAGUUACCCCCACAACCCCCCCCCCCACCCCUCCCAGCCCACUUUUCUAUUCAAGCUGAUUUUCAUAAAGUAAUUCCAGUGUUUUGAUUUUGAAACCAAAGUCUGUGUAAGGACGUAGUAUUUUGAAAGUAAGGCAAACUCUCCACCACAUUGACAGCAAAGUAAAGCAUUCCUGCGGGCACUGUAGAAUGUAGCCAUGUUGGAUCACGGUGUCAGUAACAUUUCUGUUUAACUCUCUGACCCUCGACUAUAACAGGGUUUGGGUCCUGCUGGGAUUUUUUCCCCAGACAUAAACAAUAGUUCAGUGUUUCUUCGGGAACUUUUUGUUUUCGUUCCGUUUUCUUUGGGUCGGGUGAUAUUCUCAGUUGCAGCAGCUCUACUUGUGCCUUAUGUUUCCUUUCCGUCACUGAUUGCAUUUGACUGAAGGAACAGAAAGUGGCAAAGAGUGCCCCCCCCCCCCUCCCAUCCCCCUCAGAGAGUGACCCAAGCAUGUUCCUGAUCUUGCAUAUCGACGCGUGUGUCUUAAGUCACCAGAACCCUGACGCCGCCUGUGUCCAUUCGCAUCUCUCUGUCUCUGGGCUUUCUUCUUGCUUUCUGACCCGUGUCAUCCUGAAAGAGCUGGAGGGGCAGGACUCGCUGUAUUUAACGCACAUCAUAUACCGACCUAGAAACCGCCGUGCAGCAGAAGUCAAAUGUGCUUCUGUGCGAAGAUAUUGAUUCUUCCCGCUGUCUUUGAUGUGUAACUGAAGAUCGCGCGCUCAUAACGAGUAAAACAUCUGACAAAUGGAGGAUCAGAAGCAGCUGUCAGGAAACACAUUUGCGUAUAUUAUUUGCUAUGCAUCUGGCAAUGUAUCUGGCAACGAUCUUAAAAGAAAUUCAUGUUCCAGGUCCACCCUCCGACAAAGAGAAAUAAGUGGUCUUAUUUGCCGAAUAAAGUGAACCCCGGGUUAGGAGAACUGUGAAUAACACCAGUAUUGAUUUGUAAUAAUAAUGAUGAUAAUAAUAAAGUUGUGCAGAAAGUGACUAUCAUUUCAAGAAAACUAUACUUACUGCCUCUCUAUGCAGUACAGCCUUAAACAGAUGUAAAACUACAGUAUUGACGUGUUUGUUGUAAAUAGUGUUUUUUGUGUCCAUCGCGCGUGGUUGCUAACCAGAGACCGCCCCCUUAAAGCCACAGUACCCCAUAUGUCUCCAUCAAGACUGAAGCACACUGACAGAAAUGACGUAAUAAUGAACUUUGUUACCAGGCAUGGGUCGGUUACUGGUUUUAUGGCGCACCGAGAUUCUAAAAUGUGCCGGCUGAAGUUCUCUGUCGUACCAUUUAAAGUAAUUUUAUUGACAUAAGAGUAAUGGGAGGUUUCUCCGGCUCCAUAAAAUAAUGAAGUGCUACUCCUCCCCCACCUGUUGCUGGGUUCCACCGGUCACCUGACUGAAAGAAAGCUACUUCGCUUCGCCUUUGCUUAUGAAAACAGGCAGCCAUAUAGCAGAAACUAAAGGGGCACCACCCAUACCUCUAAUUGACAGUAAUGUCCUAAAGCCCCGGUUGGCAAGUUGAGAGCAACACGUCAGUAAAGCCGCUGAUUGCAGGCUUGCUACCAGAGGAGAUGAUCUGACUGAAUAACCAGCUAACACCAGCUUGUUGCCAAACAGCAAAAAGUGUAAGAUCAUGUGCAAUAAGCCCUAAUCAGGUGUUUAUUUUAUGUUUUUGCUUUAGUCUAUGUAUCAUGAAAAUAAUAACUAAAGCCCUAUACAUACUAUCAUGACAAAUAUAAUAAUUUGUUAUAUGAUUUUGGCAAUGGAAGUAGUCCUUUUCUUCUCUUUUUGGAUUCAAGGCACCAUGCUAUAGCUUAAUAACCUGAAACUGUGAUAUUUUUACUCAAGGUUACAAUAUCGGCAGAAUCUCCUAACAGCCCAUGCCUAUUUGGUACAGUCAUUAUUCCAGCCCAUUAAAUUACAAAGAACGCUGAAAUAAUCUUUCUCACUACCUUGUGAGACUUCCUUCGAGGCCCAGCUGUAGUGUACUCGACCAAAAAUAGGGAUUUCAGAUGACUUCUGGCUCCUUUGCUUGCAGCUAGAAGGUGCGUUGCUGUAGCGCGAAAAGAAAGGUUGUGUGUUGGUCGGGGAGUUCUCAAAGGAAAACGCCAAAAAUACUCCCAACCUGAUGUUAGCGUGCCUAACCUUGCUUUGGUAUAGAGGACUUUCUGUGGGUCUUCAGUCUGGUGUGGUGAAGGUUAAAUCUAUACCAGUGGGCCGCCUACGCCUCCACGCUGCGGUGGGACCGGUGGUCUCUGGACGGUGGAGUCAAAGGCCCCCAGGUGAUGUCUGUGCUGUCGUGUCCUGUCUGUUUUGUCUCUCCUUCUACCAGCCAAUGCUCCAGUGCCUUCUAACACUGACAAGUAUUGUCCUAAUCCAGAGCGUUCAGUCGACACAGAGACUUCGGAGGGGACGUGGUUGUGGGUGGGAAUCGUGCUCUCUUGUUUGCCGCCAGUCUGGGUCAGUCGGUACAGGUACCUACGGUUAUAGGGUGCGGCCCUAAAAAAUUCAUACUCUGUGAACCUUUUUGAAUCGUGUUGCUUUAGAAGCAGAAACACUUCAUAUGUGUGUUAUUGGGAUUUUAUGUGAUAAACCAGCACAUAAGUGGUGCAUAUUGAAAAUGAUACAUGGUUUUCAACCUUUUUUAUUUUUUUACAAGUACAAAUCUGAAUGUUGUGGCAAGCAUUUGCGUUCAGCCUCCCUUGUCAAUUCUGUACUUUGUUGAACCACCUUCAGCUCCAGUAACACCUGCAGGUAUUUGGGACUGUGUCUGUACUUCUUUGCAUUUCAGUUAGACUUUGACUAGGCCAUUCCAAUACAAGAAAAUGCUUUCAUCUAUACCAUUACAUUAUAGCUUUGGCUGUGUGUUUUGAAGGCAGCUUCCGCUCUGAUCAUGUACCCUGUCCCCACUGAUGGUGUGUUGAAGGUGACUUAGAGUGUUUUCUUUUGUAUCCUGCAAACAGGACUUGUUAUGCCUCUCCACCCGACAAUAUGAGAACGCGAUUCAAAACAGUCUCAUUGAAAGUUUCUCCCACCUGAAGUCAUAAGCUCUGCAACUCCUCCAGAGUUGCCAUAGGACUCUUGGCUGCUUCUCUGAUUUAAUGCCCUCCUUGGCCAGCCUGUCAGUUUAAGUAAUUGGUGAUGUCUUGAUAGGUUUUUCGUUGUCCCAUAGUCUUUCCAUUUCCAGAUGAUGAAUUAAACAAAUCUCUGUAAGAUGUUCAAAGCUUGGCAAAUGGUUUAAAAACCCAGUUGAGCUUUAACAUGCACCAUAAUUUCAUCCCUGACCUGUCUGCUCUGUUCCUUGGUUUCCAUGAUGCUGUUUUUUUCACUGAUGUUCACUAACAAACCCCGAGGCCUUCACAGAACAGUUUGAUACAUACUGAGGCUAAAUUACCCACAGGUGGAUUCGCUUUACUCAUUACGUGACAUCUAAAGGCAGUCAGUGUCAUCAGAUUUUAUUUGGAGGGGAGUAUCAGAGUUAACGAUACAGCUUUUGGGUUUUUAUUUGGGAACCAUUUUGAAAACCACGUAUCAUUUUCCUGCUGCUUCACAAUUAGGCGCUACAUUCUGUGUUGCUCUGUUCCACUAGAUCUCCAUAAAAAAGCAUGAAUGAUUGCAGCUGUAACAGGAUAACAUGUGAAAAGGUUAAAAGUGUAUGAAUAGUUUAGCAAGGCACUGUGAGCAUCCUCUAACUCGUAAGCGGCGUUUAAGCUUACGUUAUUGUAUUAAAUGUACGACGGACAUCGUUUAGGAUGAGACAAACUGGCAACUGCAUUCUGACCUUAUUCCCCUGAUAAGCAUGCAGUGAUUGGAGUCCUACACCUGAGAUGGUGGGGGUGGGGGUGGGGGGGUUGUUCAUAUCACAUAGUCAUAAACCUUGUCAUCCUUCCAGCAUCUGUUUCCCAUUUGAAGCUGUAACGUUGUUCCGAACUCAGAGUGCAAACGAGGCAUUGAGAAAACCAAUAAACGUACUUCUGUAGAGCACAAAGUGAGCUCUUCUAACAGCGUGGGCAUAUUUUAAUUUGUAUACAUUGUGUAUUUGAACCUUUUUCUAGAGUGGCUCUCCUUGAUUUGCAUGCUCAAUUUUGAUUGUAUGCAUAAAUAUUUUAGACAAGUUGAAUUUCAAUUGAAUUUGAACCAAGACUUGGACAUUGUUUGAUAUAUUUCUUUUUGUAAUGGAUUUUUUAAUUCAUGAAGCAUUUUUGUACAUUGUAUGAAUAUUAAAAACUGCAAAUAUUUGACAUAUAGAGUAAAUAGAGAUGCACAUGCAUAUGCAUAUAUUCCUCACAGUAUGUAUGUGUAACCGUACACAUAUAUUUUGUAUUUGCAUUUGCCAGCAUACAGAUAUAUGUCUUAAGCACAUAUAUACCUGUAUUAUAUAUGUAUAUCCAUGUCUGCUGGCAUGCUUUUGGUCAUGUUUCUCUUUCAUGAUCUCGUAGGUUCUUUUUUUUAUUAUUAUUUUAAUUCCUCUUUCCUUAAAAAGAAAUGCUCAUUCUUUGCUACCCUUCUGUUGGCUGGCAGCCUUGAGCACUUAUUAAGAAGAACUACAGUUGAAGUUGUUCAUGUUAUCCAUUGUGUGAAAUAAUAAAUGACUUUAUUGACAGCU
Molecule: messenger RNA, 11665 nt
Organism: Fundulus heteroclitus (mummichog)
Lineage: Eukaryota; Metazoa; Chordata; Actinopteri; Cyprinodontiformes; Fundulidae
Gene: setbp1
Product: SET binding protein 1
Exons: 7
Coding region: 1138-5634 (1498 amino acids)
Molecular function (GO): DNA binding
Source: RefSeq, a predicted model, not a curated record